Molecule: messenger RNA, 726 nt
Organism: Helicoverpa armigera (cotton bollworm)
Lineage: Eukaryota; Metazoa; Arthropoda; Insecta; Lepidoptera; Noctuidae
Gene: ND-SGDH
Product: NADH dehydrogenase [ubiquinone] 1 beta subcomplex subunit 5, mitochondrial
Exons: 3
Coding region: 48-620 (190 amino acids)
Source: RefSeq, a predicted model, not a curated record
GGCUGGCAGCAUUUGACAGCACCUGUCAAAAUAGUCUUGUUAAAAAAAUGGUGUCUUGGAGUGCUCUAGGCCGAUCUUUCGGCAUAAACUUGCUUAAAAACCAGAUUAAAACACCAACUACUAUCCAAAAUGCCACCUUUACAACAAGUAAAGCCUUGAACGGAUCCCAUGGGGCGAAAACUUUUGUCUUACAACCAUCCAGAUGGCAAUGGCACAAGUUCAAGGAUAUGUUCCACUUCUACGCCAUGCUGGGUCUCAUACCGGUUGGGGCGAUCAUCUUCUACACCAACGUGUUCAUCGGGCCGGCGCAGCUGACCCCCAUCCCUGAGGGUUAUGAACCAAAACAUUGGGAGUACCACCGCCACCCAAUCACUAGAUUUAUUGCCCGUUAUAUUCACCAAAACCCGCAGCAGGACUAUGAAAAGUUCAUGCACGCUAUUGACGAGGAGAGGCAGAGGCAGAAGCUGCGUAAGUUGGAACAACAGAUCAUCAAAAAGAUGGCUGAGCGCCAGGACUACCAGGCAUACUAUUAUAAACCUUUGGUCAACAAGUACCACCGCAUUAACAAGAAGACCGGUGAAGAAAUGUACGACCGCAUGGGUGAUGAUUACAAGGAAUAAAUACUAUUAAAUAUUACUAUUAUAGAAAUUUUGCUGACCAUAGUAUACUAGUAAUCAAGUGUAUUGUCACAUAGUUCAGUGUAGAUAAAUAAACUAUUAAUUGUUU